GUCGUGUUUUUUGGUACUGUACGCUACACUCACUUGACCUUGCGGGUCUUCUUGACGUGUUGGGUCCUAAGAGUGUUAGGUUUCUCUGCAAAAUUAUGGAAGCCUGUGCAGCAAUUAUGAGGGAAAAUGUCGAUUUGAGUUCACAACUGAAUGAGCAAGACUUUCCUGCCCUCCCAAAAGCUGGGUUAUCUCGUCCUGUCAAAGCGUUAGGUGCAUUAAUACCUUCCUACCAAGCAAAAACUACGGAAGUCUUGGAAAUACCCUUUGAGGAGAGACGAUUCGUUAACAAUGAGGACGAUAAUCUUUCAGCCGGUAGAAGAUACAAUGUUCAGAGUAAAAUCUGUAUGGAAAUCGCAAGAGAUACAAAUGUUGAAAUGAAUUUGAACAGCUCCAAAAAUCAUAUUCUGACGGUCGUUAUUUCAGGAGAGCCAAGCAGAGUGGCUGAAGCAAAGAGAAGGGUGGUAGCUGAGUUACAACAACAGGAAACUGUUCGAAUUUCUGUUCCUGUUGAGUGUCGGGGUUAUUUAAUUGGUCGGAAGGGGGAGCGAUUACAAGAACUGGAGUCAUCCACGAUGACACGGAUUAGCAUUCCACCUCACAAUGCGCUUGAUCCAAAUGUCGUCAUUGUUACAGGUCCCAGAAGAGGGAUUUUAAAAGCAGAAGGCCUAAUAUAUGAAAUUGUUCGCAAACAAUCCCAACAAGCGUUUGAACGGUUUUCGAUCCCAAAAAUUUACCAUCCUUUUAUAUGUGGGCCGAACAACCAGAUUGUAAAUGAUCUGAAGUCUCGAACUGACACUAAAAUCAACAUUCCUCCUCCAAAUGUAUCAGUCGAUGAAAUAACAGUUUCCGGCAAGCGCGAAGGUGUUGCACAAGCGGUUAAAGAGAUUCAAGCAAUAUAUAAUGAACGGCUUGAAACUACAAAGACAAUUACUGUUAAGGUCGCCAGAUCACAGCAUCGUAUCAUAUUCGGUCAGCGCGGUUCUGGAAUCGCAGAUAUUCUAGCUCAAACUGGUGUUUCCGUUGAACUGCCAGUGGAUGAUGGGAAUGAGGAGAUUGUUUUGCGAGGAAAACCCGAAGAUCUUGGACGUGCACUUACAAUGGUUUAUGAACGGGCUCAAAGCACCAUGACAGAAGAAAUCGAAGCACCUAAUCGCUUUCAUAGACUUUUAAUUGGAAGAGGAGGUUCUAAAUUAACAGAAUUACUGGAAGGAUACAAACGAGUUCAAGUAAGCUUUGGAGAUAACACCGACAGAAUCUCUGUUGAAGGUCCUUGUGAAGAAGUCGAAGUUAUUGUCGAGCGCUUAAAAAACCGCUUAGCAGAACUACAAGCUACUGUUGCUAUGGCGGCAGUAAAAGUAGAUCCCAAGUACUACCGACACAUAAUUGGUAAACAAGGAGCUACCAUUGGUCGUUUGCGUGACUAUAAAGUACGCGUUAGACUUCCUGAUUCAGAUCGAGGUGAUGCUUUCUCUGAUGAAAUAGUGAUAGAAGGCGAUCCAGUUGGAGUUGAAAAGGCAAAGCUUGAAAUUCAGCAAUUGGUGGAGAGACUGGAGAAUGAGAAAUGCAAAGAUGUGAUUAUUGAUCCUCAUAUCCAGAAUUUGUUACGUUCAACCAUAAAUGGAACUUCUUAUAUUCGUACCAUUUACGAAACAUUCCCUCAAGUACGUAUUAUAUGGCCUGAAAAUGAUGCAAAUGAUUCCAUGUUUGAAGAAAAUCCAACUAAAAGUAUUGUUCAACUAAGAGGUGAUCGUCAGCAAGUCGAUGCAGCAAGUGAAAAGUUAAACAAACUUAUUAAAUUAGUGAAAGAGGAGAACUAUAGACAAGAGAUAUAUAUUUUCAAAGAGGUACGGUCUAGUUUUCUUGGACGUGAAUAUCCAAGAGUGCGUAAAAUUCUUGAAGAUACACAAACACGUCUGCAAAACCCUAGUGUUGGUUCUAAUCCUGAAAUUUUCACUGUAAUUGGACGAGAGGAAAAUGUGCGCAGGGCAAUUGAACAGUUAGAAGAAUUACAAAAGAAACUGGCUACUGUUAAAGAAGUAACUGUUUCUAUACCAUCAGCUUUGACAACUAAAUUCGCUGGAGAUCAAGCUCCAAGUUUAAGGUCAAUUUGCGAACAGUGUGAAGGAGUACAUAUAAGAUUUGCAAAUAAUAAUCAUAAUAAAAAUACUAAAGGACAAGCAAAUAAAUUAAGUCAUAUGGAGAUAAUUGUACUUGGACCAGAAAAAGAAGUUCAACAAGCAUGUGCGUUGUUAGAUCAACUCAACGCAAGAGUAUCACAAUUAUGUGCUGAGGAAAUUGUUCAUGCCAAUCCUAGAUUUCAUGGUAUUCUUAUAGGCCGACACGCAUCGAACAUAACGCAGUUUCGUCGCCGUCAUAAUGUUGAAUUGGUGUUCCCUGAUCGUUUUGAAUCCGAUCCGAAAUUGGCUUGUGAAAUCCGAAUUGUUGGUACAAAAUCUGCGGUGUCGGAAGCGAAACGUGAAUUAGAAGAUGUUUUAAAAUCUUUGGAAGAUGAAGUGGAAAAAUCAAUUCCAGUUGAUCCGUCUAUAUUGAAAGGAAUUAACCAGUAUCGUCGUAAUUUCCCCAAUCCCGAUUUAGAAACUGUCCGUGUAAUAAUGCCUCGUUACAAUAAUCAUAUGCAAUCCAAUCCAGAAAAUUCAACUGAACAUUCCACUGAACCUUUGUAUAUUAAAUUAAUUGGCUCUAAAGCUUGUGUUGAAACUGCAGCUCAAAUUUUGCAACAAAUUAUCAAAGAUAUGCAAGAACAAAUAGUUCAAGAAUUUCCUUUCACUGAUCCUAGUCAUAUUUCUGUAUUGGAACGUAAUCGUUCGCAUCUGCCGGAACUCGAACGAUUAUAUAGAGUGCAGAUUAGAUUUAGUCGUUCAUUUGAUAAUUCUGACUUUGAUAGUUAUUCAACAUUUGAUGAGAGACCAGUUAAUCAAUCAGAGUUCCACCCUGUUUCUGGCAUUCUUGUGAUAACAGGCGUACAAGAACGUAUUAAUCAGGUAUUUGAAGAAGGCAUAAAACCUCUUCUACCGAUUGAAGAAACAUUCCCAGUUCCUCAGGAAUUUCAUCGUAAUUUAAUAGUUACUCCAUCAGAUACAACAACACGUGAACAGUCACGUCGUUCAUUGCGUGGCAAUAAUAAUAGUAAUAAACGGAAUAAUAAUGCGUCUGACCAAGUGACAAAUACAACUGCAGAAACUUUAUCUAAAGCUAUGGAAAUUAAACAAAAGCAUUCUGUUAAUAUACGUCUGCCACCUCAACAUACUUCUGGUUCCGACUACAUCUUUUUACGUGGUACACCAGCGAAUAUAGAAGCAGCUAAAGCUGAUCUAACCGAAUGGUUACAACAAUGUGAACUAAUAAAAGCGGAUAAAAUUGCACGAAGUUAUGAAACAGUUGUAGAAUUUCCCUUUAGAUUCUUAUCAAGUAUUCUUAGCAUGAGAGCUGAUCUCUGCUCUAAACAUGAUGUUGGUAUUCGUGUAGACACUGGUAGUAGUAGUACUACUACUACUACUACUAGUAUUAGUAAUAAUAGUAGUUCAGUAGUUCUAAAACCAUCAUUGUCGUCAAUGCCAGAACAUUCAUCACUUGACAACAAUACCACUGACACCAGUGAUGAUAUUACUUUCUGUAGUAUUUCAAAGCCUACAGUAGAAGACAAUAGCAAUAAUGAUAAUGGCAAUAAUGAGAAUGAUGAAUUAUCAUCGACAGGAUUACCUAAAGAGAAACAAGCAAAAAUUAUUCUACGUGGUUAUCAGGAACAUGUGUCUGCAGCGAAAAUUGAACUCGAGAACACUAUUAACAAAUUAUUAGCUGAAGUCACUGAGAAUUUAUUCAUUCCUGUAGAGACACAUGCUCGACUGAUCGGUGCUAGAGGUAAUGCUAUUCAGAAAGUCAUGCGAGACUAUAAUGUACGCAUUGAAUUCCCUAGUAGACGAAAUAUCAAUAGCGCUAAUGAAGACGGUAAUACAGUAUUAGUAACGGGUGCACCAGAAAAUGUUGAUCAGGCAUGUGAUUAUUUGAUUUCCAAAGCAAAUGAAUUUGUAAGUUUAAUUUUUCUGUUUUUUUUAUUGAAACAUUUUACUCAUGUCAAUCAACAUGUGUGAUUUUAUGGAGUUAAGAAUUAAUAUUGAUUUCUAUGUUUUAUUUAUUCUGUAAUAAUGAAAGGAAAUUUCUCGAUAAAUAACAUAAAAGAAUGUUACUGAUCAGUUAAUACCCCAUUUCAUGUAGUGUAGUCAUAUUAUAUUAAUAUCAAAUUAGCCCCCAAAUGCCCUGGUAUGGUCGAGAGUACGGAGACUUCGCUCUCCCUCUCGAAAUGCUCUCACAUGGCCACGCGUAUAUAGCCUCGGCCAGGGAAGUCCUACUCACUGCCUUCUCGUGGUUGGGGUGUUGUUUACGAAAAUGAGAGGACGAAAAGCGAAUGUCCGGCGCUUUAACCGGAUUCCAGUAUCCUCCGGGAACAAAUGACGUAUGAACCAAUUGUUGGUCACCGGUUUCCAUGGGACUGCAUCUCCUUAAGAUGCUCCACUGUCUUUUGGAUCAGACAUUCAGGUCGAAGGCUCGGGGAGUGGCCCCCUAAGGACACCACCUGCUUCGGUUUGGUCACCCGAGCAGUAUCACAACCCUCACACAUAUCGAAUGAGGUUUGUGUGGCGCAUAUAUAUUUGGUGCCUCUUUGUACCAAUAUCUGUGUGUUGAAAUAAAUAAUAUCAAAUUAUGUUGAGAGGUGUUUAUUUGUUCUUCAAUUUUCCUUGGAUUUCUAAAGCCUAAUAAACUGUCUGAAAUCAAUAAGUCAUAUGCAACAUAGAAUCUGGCACGUAUAUAUGUGUUGCCAAACUAUGUUCGUAGAGAGAAAUGAAAUUGUCUAGGCAAAUCUCAGUGCAGUGAAAGUAAUGACAGCAUCAGUAAUAGUAGACAAGGUUAGAUAAUGGUAUUAGAUUUAUUGGUUCAUGACCUAGGCAAAGAGAUAAACUUUUUCUGUGCGCAAAUGAUAUAUAUAUAUAUAUAUAUAUAUGACUGGUCUUAGUUUCAUGGGUCUCUUCUUCGAAAGAGAGUUGAUGUAUGUGGGCUUUCUUUGCUUUAUGUUUCAUCCGUAGAAUUCAUGAAUUCCUCCUUGUCUCCCUCUCCUUCAUGUUUAAAUGUAACGUUUUCAGGUUAAAUUAUGGAAUCUUAAUCACUUUUGAAUGAACUUCCGGUUUUACAUUCAUCAUUAGUAACCACCGGCAUUCAUUUAUUUUUUUGUGUGCAAAGAAGCUAUUCUGCUUGACUUUGGUAGUCAUUCAUAUAUCUUUUUUAAUCAGUUUUAUAUGUAAUGCGCUUAGUUAGUUUUAUUCUUUUAGAAUUCCUUUGCGGUAUAAAUAAGCAAAUUUUGCGGUUUCGUGAAAAUUUUAUGCACCUUAAAGAUAGUUCUCAUCAUUAACUAACAGAUGUCGAGAUGGAAUAAUCAUUGAAGAUAACAAACGUUGUCAUAGUCUCUGCGACUUCUACAUCAGUGGUGCAUCAUCGCACAUCGACCUCUACACAUGAGAUCACAGCAGUAAUCUUCAUUUGCCAUGUCCAACUCGGUGGACCAGUAAGGAUAUUGUAUUGAAACCCAAAAGACUUCACAUUUUACAAUUUUAUUGUUAUGUGAUAUAUCAUUUAAAAUCAUAAGGAAUGCAUAAUUAUCUAAUUAUCCACUAAGUUGACCAUCUAUAAAAUCAUGGCUUUUCAUCAGAACAUCGAAAAAUUUAUCUGUAAGCAAAUACUGUAAGUUUUUUUUCUAGGAUUAGUCAAUAACGUCCUGAACUACUACUACUACUUGCUACCUGAGCUUUUUCUCAACAGUACUAUAGGUAAUGUCAAUUUUUUUGUGUGCAAUAAAGAUUACAUUCAAAUUAUUACUUACUGUUAGCUUACAAAGAUGGAUUUAGUAAAGUUAAAUAAUAUUUUGUUGUUAGUGCAUACAAAGAUUGGAUUUUCUACUUGCUAAUUCUUUCUCUUUUUGAUUGCAUUUUCAUAACGAAUAAAGAUUGCGCAAAGUGGAUUGUCCAAUACUAGGCAACGAUUGUUUGAAGAAGAAAUUUAAACAUCUAUCUAUGUCCUAUGUGGUUAUUGGCGGCAAUCUGUGCUGUUAUUUUUCGUUUGUAUACCCUGAACACGGAGUUGGAUACAUUCAUUGUUAUUGUUGGUUGUCGUCACACCAUCUUUUUGUCUACACUCAAUAAAUAAAUUGGCUUCCUUGGACAGGAAUCAUUAAAUCACAAAAAAGUGUCUUGUGUGCCUUAAUCUUCUGAUUUUUUUAUUGAUGAAAUAAACCAUUUAUUUUUCAUUUGAUAUAUAUAUUUAUGUAUUUGUGUCUGUUUGUUAGUUUUCUUGUCUUCGGCACUAUCUCUCCCUUUUUUCUCUGAUAAAACCUGACCAGUUUUUUUUCACUAUUCCCUCUAUGUAAUCGAUCAUCGCACACAUGAAUAAGGUUUUGUUAUUGCAUGAAAGAUAUUGUUAUGUUCUCAUCCACUAUUUAAUUGAUUGCAUAUAUGGAUGAUGAAAUUACAAACUACAGUAAAAGUAAACAAACAACUUUCUUUACUCUCUGUGUGUUUAUCUUUUUAUUUCUCUACUCAUUUAUUAUCAAUCUAGAAAAUUGCAUAACUAACUGAUCAAUUGGUAGUAAACCUGUACUAAAAAAUUCACACGUACAUACAUGGAUUUCUGUGAAGACAAUGCGAUAUUUUGUCCCAUUGAGACUGUCGGUGUUUAUUCUUUCCUGUACUGUUUUGAUUUACAUUAUUAUAAUACUACUCUCUUACUGUCUCUGAUAGACACACUUUUCUUUCUAAUCCCAAUUAAAACAAAAUAGAACAAAUAUUCACUAAAAAGAAAGUGGUAAUAAGGAAUAAAACAAAAUACUUUGGACAAUUUUUAAAAAAAAAGACUUUGAACAACAAUAACAAAAUGACAGCAUGUGGGAUUUGAUUUAUUUUAUUUGAUUGCCUUUUUUCUUCAAUAAACUUUUGUAGUGU
Molecule: messenger RNA, 7004 nt
Organism: Schistosoma margrebowiei
Lineage: Eukaryota; Metazoa; Platyhelminthes; Trematoda; Strigeidida; Schistosomatidae
Source: the annotation of a GenBank genome assembly